This is a messenger RNA of Saccharomyces eubayanus, 1305 nucleotides long. RefSeq names its product proteasome regulatory particle base subunit RPT5 (gene RPT5). The record is from RefSeq and is a predicted model, not a curated record. Bases 1 to 1305 code for a protein of 434 amino acids. Gene Ontology annotation, cellular component: proteasome regulatory particle, base subcomplex. The transcript has a single exon. Gene Ontology annotation, biological process: proteasome-mediated ubiquitin-dependent protein catabolic process. NCBI's taxonomy places the organism in Eukaryota, Fungi, Ascomycota, Saccharomycetes, Saccharomycetales, Saccharomycetaceae. Gene Ontology annotation, molecular function: ATP binding; proteasome-activating activity; ATP hydrolysis activity.
AUGGCCACUUUAGAAGAAUUGGAUGCUCAAACUUUACCGGGAGAUGAUGAAUUAGACCAAGAGAUCUUGAAUCUCUCCACCCAAGAACUUCAAACAAGAGCUAAGCUCCUGGACAAUGAAAUCCGUAUUUUCAGGUCCGAAUUGCAAAGAUUGUCCCACGAAAACAACGUAAUGCUCGAGAAGAUCAAGGACAAUAAAGAAAAAAUCAAGAAUAAUAGACAGUUGCCUUACCUGGUGGCUAAUGUCGUCGAGGUAAUGGACAUGAACGAGAUUGAAGACAAGGAAAAUAGCGAAUCCACCACGCAAGGUGGCAAUGUCAAUUUAGACAACACCACCGUGGGCAAGGCAGCCGUGGUAAAGACGUCUUCCAGACAAACCGUUUUCUUGCCAAUGGUUGGCCUAGUGGAUCCUGAUAAACUUAAACCAAAUGACUUGGUAGGUGUGAAUAAAGACUCAUAUUUGAUUCUGGAUACGCUACCUUCCGAAUUCGAUUCUCGUGUAAAGGCUAUGGAGGUUGACGAAAAACCCACAGAAACAUACUCUGAUGUGGGUGGGUUGGACAAACAAAUUGAAGAACUAGUGGAGGCCAUUGUGUUGCCAAUGAAACGUGCAGAUAAAUUCAAAGAUAUGGGUAUUAGAGCACCAAAGGGUGCCCUAAUGUACGGGCCUCCAGGUACAGGUAAAACUUUAUUGGCGCGUGCGUGUGCAGCACAAACCAAUGCCACAUUUCUAAAAUUGGCAGCCCCUCAACUAGUGCAAAUGUAUAUCGGUGAAGGUGCCAAAUUGGUGCGUGAUGCAUUCGCAUUAGCCAAGGAAAAGGCCCCUACUAUUAUUUUCAUUGAUGAAUUGGAUGCCAUUGGUACGAAAAGAUUUGAUUCAGAAAAAUCCGGUGAUAGAGAGGUGCAGAGAACUAUGUUGGAACUAUUAAACCAACUGGACGGUUUCAGUUCUGACGAUCGUGUUAAAGUCUUGGCUGCCACCAAUAGAGUCGAUGUUCUAGACCCCGCUCUGUUGAGAUCGGGUAGAUUGGACAGAAAAAUCGAGUUCCCAUUGCCAUCAGAAGAUUCAAGAGCUCAAAUCUUACAAAUCCAUUCAAGGAAAAUGACCACUGAUGAUGAUAUUAACUGGCAAGAACUCGCUAGAUCGACUGAUGAGUUCAAUGGUGCGCAGUUAAAGGCGGUGACGGUAGAAGCUGGUAUGAUUGCCUUAAGAAAUGGACAGUCUUCUGUCAAACAUGAAGAUUUCGUCGAAGGUAUAAGUGAAGUUCAAGCAAGAAAGUCAAAAUCAGUCUCCUUUUAUGCAUAA